Menidia menidia (Atlantic silverside) is the source of this 2040-nucleotide messenger RNA. Lineage: Eukaryota; Metazoa; Chordata; Actinopteri; Atheriniformes; Atherinopsidae. The record is from the annotation of a GenBank genome assembly.
GCCUGUGAACGCAACGGCGAGCCCCAGUCCUCUCCAGCUUGCAGGAUAUAGCCUUGUCUUCUUCCCAUCUUGGAAAUAUGACCUCCUCGAACCCUGACCAGCGGCUGGAGCAUCUCCUCAGCGCCGUCGAGAGCGAGUUUCAAAAGGGCAGCGAGAAGGGAGACGUGUCGGAGAGGGAUAUUAAACUCACCCUGGAGGACGCCGAAUUGUGGAACAAGUUUAAAGAGCUGACCAACGAAAUGAUUGUCACCAAGACUGGGAGGAGGAUGUUUCCUGUUUUAAGAGCCAGCGUGUCUGGGUUGGACCCGAACGCGAUGUAUUCGGUGCUGCUGGAUUUCGUGGCCGCGGACAACAACCGCUGGAAGUACGUGAACGGGGAGUGGGUGCCCGGCGGCAAGCCGGAGCCCCAGAGCCCCAGCUGUGUUUACAUCCACCCGGACUCCCCCAACUUCGGGGCCCACUGGAUGAAGGCUCCGGUCUCCUUCAGCAAAGUCAAGCUCUCCAACAAACUCAACGGCGGCGGACAGAUCAUGCUGAAUUCUCUGCACAAAUACGAGCCGAGGAUACACAUCGUGAAAGUUGGAGGCAUCCAGAAGAUGAUCAGCAGCCAAUCGUUCCCUGAAACGCAGUUCAUUGCCGUCACUGCGUAUCAGAAUGAAGAGAUCACUGCUCUCAAGAUCAAGCACAACCCUUUUGCCAAGGCCUUCCUGGACGCCAAAGAAAGGAGUGACCAUAAAGAAGUCCCUGACCACAAUGCAGACAGCCAACAGUCUGGGUAUUCUCAACUGGGAGGUUGGUUCCUCCCCGGCCAGAGUCCCAUCUGCCCCAGCAGCAGCCCCCCCCAGUUCAGCGGCACGGCGGGCCACUCGUCCGGCUCCUACUGCGAGCGCUACUCCAGCCUGAGGAGCCACCGGGCGGCGCCCUACCCCGGCCACUACGCCCACCGGACCUCCAGCACAAACAACUACAUGGACAACACCUCAGGGACUCUGCCAUCUCAUGACAGCUGGUCCACCCUUCAGAUCCCUAACUCAACUGGCAUGGGAACUCUGUCACACACCACCAACUCCACAUCUAAUUCAAGUCAAUACCCCAGCCUGUGGUCGGUAGCCGGCACCACGCUCACCCCCUCAGGCUCAGCCUCAGGCUCCAUCCCCGGAGGUCUGACCUCCCAGUUCUUGAGGGGCUCUUCCUACACCGGCCUGACCUCCUCGCUACCAGUCUCCUCUCCAUCCUCCAUGUACGACCCCAGCCUGAGCGAGGUCGGGGUCGGGGACGCCCAGUUCGAGAGCUCCAUCGCCAGGCUCACGGCGACCUGGGCGCCCGUAGCUCAAAGUUACUGAAGCUUCGACUCUGAAUGGUGAAUGGAAACGUCCAGAGCAGUACUAAAGACUUUGAAGAGUACAGGUCCUGGAGGAGAGGCAGCGGUAUCGCAAGACCUGUAAGGAUGUUUGUGAAAGAGCUUAGAUCAUUCAUUCCAGAGUCUUGGAAACGACAGACUGAAGUGAGCCGACAGUCUGUAAUGACAGUCAGUUUCACUCCAAAACAAUCAGCCUUAGACUCCUUUUUAGCAGGGAAAACCAAACUGAGAGAAACACUCUGGAUUCACACUGUGAAUGACGACAGUAACGUGCAUGUCUAACAUUCUUCAAAGUGAUGUUGCCUUAACAUUUGAUGCUAUUUAAGAAAAAGAACAGUGUUAUUUCCUUUUGAGUGGAAUUUGAUGGCCACUUUACCUUCUCAUGGUGGAAACACAUCCUUGUGUCCAAUCUAUUGGUUCUGUUUCAUGGUUUUGCUAUCAGUUCCUCAACGUACGUUCGAAUUGUUUCUUUUUAGCUGCUUGGUCUGAACUCUUUGCUCUUAAAUCUCAACACGUCUGUUCUCCGUUUUGUCAACCCAAUUCACAGAUAUUUUGCUUUUAACUGAAAGAGACCAAAAAAAAGAAAAAAAUAGAGCUUCCGCUAAUAUGAAUGUGUGUAUAUAAUGUGUGUAUAUAGAGUAAGUUAACGCCUAAGUUUUGUUUGUUUUUGUUUUUGUUUU